AGAGAAUUACUCCAAGUUCAUCAUGAUCGAAGACAAUAAGGAGAACAAAGACCAUUCCCUAGAAAGGGGAAGAGCAACUCUCAUUUUUUCCUUAAAGAAUGAAGUUGGAGGACUUAUAAAAGCACUGAAAAUUUUCCAGGAGAAGCAUGUGAACCUGUUACAUAUUGAGUCCCGAAAAUCAAAGAGAAGAAACUCAGAAUUUGAGAUUUUUAUUGACUGUGACACCAACAGAGAACAAUUGAAUGAUAUUUUUCAUUUGUUGAAGUCUCAUACUAAUGUUCUCUCUGUGAAUCCACCAGAUAAUUUUACUGUGAAGGAAGAUGGUAUGGAAACUGUUCCUUGGUUCCCAAAGAAGAUUUCUGACUUGGAUCAUUGUGCCAACAGAGUUCUGAUGUAUGGAUCUGAACUAGAUGCAGACCAUCCUGGUUUCAAGGACAAUGUCUACCGUAAAAGACGAAAGUAUUUUGCAGACUUGGCUAUGAACUAUAAACAUGGAGACCCCAUUCCUAAGGUGGAAUUCACUGAAGAGGAGAUUAAGACCUGGGGAACUGUGUUCCGAGAGCUCAACAAACUCUACCCAACCCAUGCUUGCAGAGAGUAUCUCAAAAACUUACCUUUGCUUUCCAAAUAUUGUGGAUAUCGGGAAGAUAAUAUUCCACAACUGGAAGAUGUCUCAAACUUUUUAAGAGAGCGUACAGGUUUUUCCAUCCGUCCUGUGGCUGGUUACUUAUCACCAAGAGAUUUUUUAUCAGGUUUAGCCUUUCGAGUCUUUCACUGCACUCAAUAUGUGAGACACAGUUCAGAUCCCCUCUAUACCCCAGAGCCAGAUACCUGCCAUGAACUCUUAGGUCACGUCCCUCUUUUUGCUGAACCUAGUUUUGCCCAAUUCUCCCAAGAAAUUGGCCUGGCUUCCCUUGGAGCUUCAGAGGAGGCUGUUCAAAAACUGGCAACGUGCUACUUUUUCACUGUGGAGUUUGGGCUAUGUAAACAAGACGGGCAGCUAAGAGUCUUUGGCGCUGGCUUACUUUCUUCUAUCAGUGAACUCAAACAUGCACUUUCUGGACAUGCCAAAGUAAAGCCCUUUGAUCCCAAGAUUACCUGCAAACAGGAAUGUCUCAUCACAACUUUUCAGGAUGUCUACUUUGUAUCAGAAAGUUUUGAAGAUGCAAAGGAAAAAAUGAGAGAAUUUACCAAAACAAUUAAGCGUCCAUUUGGAGUGAAGUAUAAUCCAUAUACACGGAGUAUUCAGAUCCUGAAAGACACCAAGAGCAUAACCAGUGCCAUGGACGAGUUGCGGCAUGAUCUCGAUGUCAUCAGUGACGCCCUUGCUAAGGUCAGCAGGCAGCCGAGUGUCUGACAGUCGCCAGUGCUAACCCAGAACGCAUUUGAGCAUCAAUUUAGGGGCCCCUGGGCCAACUGUUGCUUUUCUUGAAAACCUGAUUGUGGAGAGACAGCAGCUUCUGUACAAACAAUAUACUAUAAUCCACUCUUUAAUGAAUCACUCGUCUUUGAAAAUUUGUAUGUGGAUAUUCUACCCACCACCCAUUUUUUUGUUUUAUUUUCUUUAGUUUUUUUUGGUAACAGCUUGAGUGAAAUUAUUUACAUACAAUUUACUUACCACCUAUUUUUAAUACAGAAGUUGUUUGACUCAAUGCAUAGAUCUAGUCUCAGCCUAACUGUAUUUUUUCCCCAUUCCUUCUUGAGUAAAAUGACCUUUAUGAUCACUCAGAACACCUUGAUGAGUAUUAUGGAGCUGACCCAUAUUCUUACCUGAGAUCUCCUUAUUUCUGAAGUAUCUGUUACUGAUUGC
This is a messenger RNA of Propithecus coquereli (Coquerel's sifaka), 1810 nucleotides long. It is a transcript of the gene TPH1, whose product is annotated as tryptophan hydroxylase 1. Bases 23 to 1357 code for a protein of 444 amino acids. Gene Ontology annotation, molecular function: iron ion binding; tryptophan 5-monooxygenase activity. The record is from RefSeq and is a predicted model, not a curated record. Gene Ontology annotation, biological process: serotonin biosynthetic process; aromatic amino acid metabolic process. The transcript is spliced from 10 exons. Gene Ontology annotation, cellular component: neuron projection. Lineage: Eukaryota; Metazoa; Chordata; Mammalia; Primates; Indriidae.